AAUUCGAGUCACGUGGUAACGUUACUCCUCCCUUUCCGGCACAACUUUAACCUCUCAAGAUCGUGGACGGAAAGUGGAGGUAACACAUUAAUUAUUAAUCGAGUUAAUGUUCGGCUCGAGACUCGAGCAACACCCACAAAAUACGAAUAAUUCUUCCUUCUCCUACCGCCACGAUAACGGACUAUAAAACAGGGUGCGCACAAUCGUGCCACGCUCUAUCUAUCGGGGGGAACAAUCGCUGCUCGAUUUCGUCGCGUUUUUAUCGCCAAGUUAGACACGUUUAAAAGAAAGAAAGAAACGGAAUGAAGCUCAGCGUCUCCCUGCUGGUUACGUUGGUGCUCCUGAUCCUAUUAGCGAUCGAGGAUACCGUGAGCAAAAAGAUGACCAUCGAGGAACUGAAGAAAACUUUCAAGAAUCUGAGGAAAGGUUGCAGCAAGAAGAACGAUACUCCCAAAGAACUUUUAGACGGCCAAUUCAGAGGCGAAUUCCCAAAGGACGAGAGGCUAAUGUGCUACAUGAAAUGCAUCAUGAUAUCAACUAAAGCGAUGAAGAACGACGUUAUUCUGUGGGACUUUUUCCUGAAGAAUGCUCGUAUGAUGUUACUAGAUGAAUACAUUCCACGCGUGGAGAGCGUACUUGAAACGUGCAAGAAGGAAGUGACAGCUACGGAUGGAUGCGAGGUUGCAUGGCAAUUUGGCAAGUGCAUCUACGAAAAUGACAAGGAGGUGAUUUUUAAAUACGAUUACGCCGAAAAUAAUACUUGGGUUCUAUUUAGUCCCAUGAACGAUCUUUCAGUAGGGAAUUCGCGAUAUCAUCGAAGAAGCAAGAGAAAUUUCUACACAUCUGCACAUCGUGCUUAUCUUCGCCAUCACGUUCGUAACCGUAAAAAGGCAGUGUGCAGAAAUACCAGGACCAAACCUCAAUGUAGAAGAGUCUAAGAAAUAUCAUCGACCAUACUUUAUUCUAUAAUCGGCCAAUAAUUUUUCGAAACUCUUUUUUUUUUUUUAAAUUUUCAUGCGCAAAUAAUUUUAUCGCACA
This is a messenger RNA of Apis florea (little honeybee), 1038 nucleotides long. RefSeq names its product odorant binding protein 6 (gene Obp6). Gene Ontology annotation, molecular function: odorant binding. Lineage: Eukaryota; Metazoa; Arthropoda; Insecta; Hymenoptera; Apidae. The record is from RefSeq and is a predicted model, not a curated record.